CCGGGGAUCCGCGGAGAGAUUGCGGGGCGGGGCCGGGCCAGCGCCUUCCAGCAUCGGAUUGCAGAGCCUGUUAGAAGGUGUAGAGGGUACACGUGCCCCGAGAAAGGAGAUUUCUUCGCUCGCCGCGAACUGCCCAUUGCCUAUUAAGAUCGGGCGCUUCGCUCUACAGGAAAAAACUUCUCAGGCGGCCACCUAGACAGGGACCCAGACUGGGGCCCCUGCAGAUCCAAACCCAGGCCCAAACCAGGCAGCCAAGGCCCGAAACUGGCAUGGCCGUGGACGCGGAGGCGGCAGCAGCCCGUACACUGUGCGGUUUUAUGCGGAUGCUUCUGGUCCUGGUUUUGGGGCUCCCGGCGCUCCGCGCAGAUUCCUUGAGAGUGGAGAUGGCAGGGGAGACACAGACUGUGUUGCUGAAUCACAAUGCCACCAUCUCCUGCUUGGUCCUUGGUACUUCACAACUGGACAUCAAACAUAUGGCUGUUACUUGGUUUCGGAAGAAUUCAGUGAAUGGAACAUAUGUCAGAGUGUUUGAGUUUUAUGGAGAGCACCAAGAGGCACGCCGAUCAGGAGCUGAUGUGUCUCUUCAGGGGCUGGCGAAGGGGAAUGCCUCCCUGCAGCUGCCUGAGGUCCAGCUGUGGGAAGCAGGAGAGUACCGAUGUGAGGUGGUGAAUACCCCUUAUAAAGACCAGGGGACAAUCUUUCUGAAGGUUGUAGCUUGCCCAGACAUCAGCUUGUCUGUGGAGAAAGCCAAGGUGAAAGAUAAUGACUACCAACGACUCCUGUGUAAGUCACGUGGGUUCUACCCAAACCACAUUAACAUAACGUGGUGUGAAUGGAACCAGGAGUAUUCCCAGUGUCUGAACAUUUCUGAGAACAUCACCACUAAUGCUGCCAUUGAGAAUGACAACAAAACAUUUAGUGUCAGUAGCUAUUUGAUGCCGAAGCACUCUCCGGAGCACGGUGGGACCUACCAGUGUAUGGUACAGCACAUGCCCUUGUGCACCCCCCAGAAGAAGAACAUCACCCUGCCUGAGAACGGGUCUGAGUCAAAAAGUGACUUAUGGAAGAAUCCCCUGAAGUAU
Artibeus jamaicensis (Jamaican fruit-eating bat) is the source of this 1082-nucleotide messenger RNA. RefSeq names its product natural killer cell cytotoxicity receptor 3 ligand 1 (gene NCR3LG1). Gene Ontology annotation, biological process: positive regulation of T cell proliferation; cellular response to lipopolysaccharide; immune response. The record is from RefSeq and is a predicted model, not a curated record. The transcript is spliced from 4 exons. Lineage: Eukaryota; Metazoa; Chordata; Mammalia; Chiroptera; Phyllostomidae. The annotation marks the transcript as partial. Gene Ontology annotation, cellular component: external side of plasma membrane.